CAUUUAUACUGCUUCGUUACUCUAAUUGCUUUCGGCUGCAUCAGAAAAAUCCAUCCUGGCAGCCUCCCUUGACAAAUGUCAAUUUACGUUCGGACCGCACCCAUGCAGCUCGAACAAGCGUGCAACUUUAUCAACCUGGCCGCGCUGCCAGCCAACACCGUCGCCGGGGUGGCCAACACCGACACCGACACCAACACCAACAUCAGCAUUAAUCCAGCGCAGCCCGCACGUCGCGUCUUCAAGAUCGACGGGGUCGACUUCACCCCGCUCGACACCGACUGCCUCAUUCGCAUCUGCAAGGGGGACAAGACUAUUCAUGCCAAGUUUGCACCGGCCGGUACCGAGUUCGACUGGUAUCUGGACGACAGGCUCACCGUUCUCAGGCUCAGGAGUGACUGUUCCGUCAUAAGCGGCUAUGUACCCAAGCCCUGGAAAGUCCAAGGCGACAAGGUCUCGGCCCUGCCAGAUGAUUUGAGCAUUGUCCUGGCCAAAUGGAAAUGA
Messenger RNA from Pyricularia oryzae 70-15, 501 nucleotides. RefSeq lists its product as uncharacterized. The record is from RefSeq and is a predicted model, not a curated record. Lineage: Eukaryota; Fungi; Ascomycota; Sordariomycetes; Magnaporthales; Pyriculariaceae. The transcript has a single exon. Bases 76 to 501 code for a protein of 141 amino acids.